Molecule: messenger RNA, 2188 nt
Organism: Trichobilharzia regenti
Lineage: Eukaryota; Metazoa; Platyhelminthes; Trematoda; Strigeidida; Schistosomatidae
Source: the annotation of a GenBank genome assembly
UCUUUAAUUUACAAUCGAACAUACUUUAUUUCAAGGGCUUACGCUCCCUUCACAGCGACAUCAUAUAUUGACACUAGUAAAAUUAAGACACUCUGCACGGAAUUAUCACUCUAUUUCAACUUCGCAACGAAAAAAGAUUACAAUAAUUUGAAACAGAGUUUUCAUUUCAUUAUGCGUGAUUGUGACAAUAACAACGGCAGAACUGCUGAUGAAAGCAAUACACAGACAUCUGAUGAAUUGAGCCGUAAAACAAGCUGUUUAUUACGUUCAGUGAUCAUUUACUUUCGUUCCAUGUCAACUGGUGAGGAAUCUUUACGUCAGACAUAUUCACAUGUUUUACAAGAUAUACUAAAGUGCAUUAUUAAUAAGAAAAUCAAUGUUAUACAUUUUGAAACUAGACCUUCAUUCGCUUCAUUAUCUGCAUGUGAUGAAGAGGCUCAGUAUUCUUGUUUGGUUACCAUGGAAACAAGCAAAGAAGAAGAUCUAGAUUCUCUCUACAGCGAAUUACGCAGUUUUCGUUUUAUUUCUACAAUAAAUAUAAUGAGUAGUGGACAGAACCCUCAAGCAGUCUGGUAUCCGAAACAUAUUUCUGAUCUGGACAACUGUCAGCACCUACUACUGAAAUUUGAACCAGAAUUACAAACAGAUCAUCCUGGUUUUCAUGAUCCGGUCUAUAAGCAAAGAAGAAAGCAGAUCGCUGAAAUAGCGUUUAAUUACAAAUACGGUGACCUCAUACCUGAAGUACAAUAUACUCAAGAAGAAAUAGAAACUUGGGGAGCAGUUUAUACAAGAAUGAAAUCUUUACACAGCACAAAGGCAUGCAAAGAAUAUAUAGAAGGAUUUCAACUCUUAGAAAAAUAUUGCAAUUAUAAUUCAAAGCUUAUACCUCAACUCAGAACUGUCUCAGAAUUUAUGCAUAAAACAUCGGGAUUUCGUAUUCGACCUGUAGCUGGUUUAGUGACACCAAGAGAUUUUCUUGCAAGUCUGGCGUUUCGAGUAUUUCAAAGUACUCAGUAUAUACGUCAUCAUUCAAGACCUUUACAUACACCUGAACCAGAUUGUAUUCACGAAUUAAUCGGCCAUAUUCCUAUGCUGGUAAACAGGAAGUUCGCUGAUUUCUCUCAAGAAAUCGGUCUUGCCUCAUUGGGUGCUUCAGAAGAAGAAGUCAGCAAAUUGUCAACAUUAUACUGGUUUACGGUGGAGUUUGGUCUGUGUUAUGAGAAUGGUGAAACACGUGCCAUGGGAGCCGGAAUUAUGUCAUCCCCUGGUGAAUUAGAGAAUGCUUUCAGUGAGGAUUCGGUGAAAGAACCACUUGAUAUCAAUAAAGCAGCUGUACAAGUCUACGAUGAUGUUGGUUAUCAACAGAUAUAUUUUGUCACUCAGUCUGUUCAGUCAAUGAAACAGGCGCUUAGAAAUUAUUUGAAUACCACUACAAAACAUACAGUGGCAGUUUAUGAUGCAGUUACGGAAACUGUUCACAUGAAGUCAAGAUAUUUACUUCGACAAGACAUGUUACAUCAUAUCAAAGAUGAUAUUGAACAAUUACAUGAAUUGUGUAAUCCUGUAAAAUCAGUGGCAACAACAACAUAAAGACAUGAGAAACAAAUCUUUAUUAACUUUCGUGUGUUUGUUCAAUGUUCAGUUUUUCACCUUUCAACAAUCACAGUUUCAUUAACUCACAUGUAAUUUUUUUGCAAAAACAUUCGAAUUUACUGAUAAGUAAGGCAUCUUUCAUUUCUGUAACCGUUAAUAAUUACUUCGCUUAAUUCAAGCCGCUGCUCCUGUUGCUUACAAAUAUAUAUAUUGAGAAUUUUUAUGGUGUUAUAUCUAAUUUCUGUAUUCUUUCAAGCUUAAUUAGUUUAAAUAGUCAUAAUAUUCAUUUAUAAUAGUACUAAAACUACUUUUAUACCUAAAUUGUCAAAAUAUUCUCUAUUGAUGGAUGUAUUUUAAUUUUUAUGUGAACUUAAUUAAAUAAACUCUUAUCUUUUCAUAAGCAUACAUUAGGCUGCACAAUCCAGAAAAGUCUGUGUACGACCAUUUAAAAAGAAAACCAAAACAUGGCCAUGGUAGAGAAUAGACACAAUAGUUAAAUGACCCUGAAACAACUAAUCAGAUCGUUGCCAAGCAUGACAAAGGGAUGCUUUUAACAUAAUCUUCGUUGCAGUAAUCAUUCUAGCUAUAAUUUUCU